Heterostelium album PN500 is the source of this 453-nucleotide messenger RNA. RefSeq names its product histone H2A (gene H2AZ). Lineage: Eukaryota; Evosea; Eumycetozoa; Acytosteliales; Acytosteliaceae. The record is from RefSeq and is a predicted model, not a curated record. Gene Ontology annotation, molecular function: DNA binding; protein heterodimerization activity; structural constituent of chromatin. The transcript has 4 exons. The coding region runs from base 1 to 453 and encodes 150 amino acids. Gene Ontology annotation, cellular component: nucleosome.
AUGUCAACUGAAACCUCCAAAGCUACUGCCAAAGUCCCAAAGAACCCAGCCGCUGGUUCCACCAAAACCAAGAAGAAGCCAGUAUCCAAGUCAUCUAAAGCUUGUAUUAUUUUCCCAGUAGGUCGUAUUCAUACUAUGUUGAAGCACCGUGUUCCAACCAAGCGUGUAUCUGUUCUUGCUUCAAUUUACCUUGCUGCCAUCCUCGAAUAUUUGACAUCUGAAGUCCUCGAACUUACAGUUUCCACUUUGAAACAACAACAAAGUGGUGUCCGUCGUAUCUCCCCAAGACACAUUGUACUUGCCAUCAAGACUGAUGAAGAAUUAGAUCAAUUGAUUAAAUCCAAUACUACUAUUGCUGGUGGUGGUGUCCUCCCACAUAUCCACAAGAAUUUGUUAAAGAAUGAAGAGAAGCCAGUUACUCACAAGAAAGCUGCCAAGGCUUCUGCCAAAUAA